Messenger RNA from Fonsecaea multimorphosa CBS 102226, 1929 nucleotides. RefSeq lists its product as uncharacterized. The record is from RefSeq and is a predicted model, not a curated record. Bases 1 to 1929 code for a protein of 642 amino acids. Lineage: Eukaryota; Fungi; Ascomycota; Eurotiomycetes; Chaetothyriales; Herpotrichiellaceae. The transcript has a single exon.
AUGAAAAAAUUUGAAUACGAAGACCUACUGAGCGAGGAAUACAUUCGCAUACUAGAGUUACUUCCGGGUAGAAAAGACGAUGCGAUCCGCUGCUGUCUCACCUUGGAGCCUCGUCAGAACGCUGCCAAUACCUAUGAUGCCAUUUCUUACACCUGGGGCACAUCGACGGACCGGGCCGAGAUCAUCUGCUCCAACCAGAUCCUGCCCAUCACGACCAACCUGGCGGAUGCUUUGCGAGAACUCCGUAGCAAGAGCCCCGGACAUUCACAGCGUCUGUGGGUCGACGCCAUAUGCAUCAAUCAAGACCGCAGCGAAGAGAAGAACCACCAGGUCAAGCGACUUGGUGAAGUCUACCGCGAUGCAAGGCAGGUGUUUGUCUGGCUGGGCAGGGACACGGGCGGCAUAGCCAGGGACUGUUUCGGUCUCCUGGAGAGAUGGGUCUCGUAUCUUGACGAGAACUUCGACAUAUAUAGACACACUCGGAACAUUCCCACCCUCGACCUUCCACAUCACCUGUGCACUGACGCAGAGGCAGGUUCGAAGCUCAGAAAGCUCAUGGAGUGUUCCUGGUUUUCGCGCGUAUGGGUGCUUCAGGAGGCGGCGCUGGCCAAGAAUUGUCAUUUGUUCUGGGGCCGUCACAGCAUGAGUCUCGCCGUGCUCGUCGAGUUCGCCUGCUUCUGCGAUGGGCGCACCGAGAUAACGCGGCUGCUGGGCGGGGAUGACUCGAGUUUUCGGUAUUGGAGGCUCGUCUUCCUCUGCGUCUAUCGCACGUACGACAACGCAGAAUCAUGGAGGCGCGAGAGGCCGCUGAUCCGAUCCUUGAACGAGAAGCACUGCGGCGGCCGUCCGGGACUGUUCCUGGACAUAUUGCAGAUUGGGAAGUCCCUGUCGGCCAAGGAUGCUCGCGAUCACAUCUACGCAUUUUUGGGCAAUCCUCUCGCCAAAUCUGCUGAUGGUAAGCUAUUUUUGGAGCCAGAUUAUGACAAGGACGAGAAAGAAGUCUACUUUGAUGCUACACUUGCGUUCUUGCGGAGCAGACACGAAGCUCCCUAUAUUCUCUGUUUCGUGCAGCAUGACUCCGUCGACGAAGUCAAUGGGAGCAAGGCGCCGUCAUGGAUUCCGAAAUGGACGAAACCUCGGAUGGAUCUUGCGCCGUCAUAUACCAUCGGCAAUAUAGGGUUGUCGUUCGAGGCUGGGGGCCCCGUUGACAGGUUGCAGUAUAAGGCCUGCAGAGGUUUCCGUGGUGAGAGGCUUCUAAGCCUUAGGGGUUUUAUAUUUGAUCAUCUGACCUGGACUUCCGGACUUCUCAAGCCCGAAAAUUUUGCUCUCGACCGUACGCUGUGGGACUUUGAGCCUCAGGAACCGCACAAGACAUACGUUGACAAGUUGUGGAACGACAUGGUGCUCGCCUGCAACCUCCAACGUGGUUGCUCAGAGGUGCCACCGAAGCGUACUCUAAUGGACGCAAGCUUCAGCUACACACUGGUCACGGGCUACAACAAUACCCGAGUGGUGAGUAUUGACGAACACCGAAAGAGGUUCCAGAAAUACCUUCGAGCUCUCGAGAACCCAGACCCUCCCGAAAACCAUCGCACAGGGGUGAUCACAGCUCGAGCAUCACGAAAGGAACUUUGUGAGGCGUCUCGCUACGAGGUCAGCACGCGCAACUGUCGGGAUCGGCAAUUGGCACUGACAGCACAUGGUCGGUUCGCUUUGGUAGCGCGGUUCGCGAAGCCUGGAGACGCGUGCUGCGUGUUUCUAGGCAUGGUUACGCCGUUCGUUGUGAGGCAAGUUGGGAUGGAGGAUGGCGGCACGGCCAAAUAUCACUCUCUUGUGGGAGAAGCAUACGUCCACGGCGUCAUGCGGGGGGAAUUGCUGGAUGUACUUGAUCACGAAGACGUUAAUACGAAAGAGAUCGUUCUGAUGUAG